GUAUUGGGAAAUGUUGACUUUUAAUGCGAAUACCGAACCGUUCUUAACCUCUGAAUACUACACUUUGCGAAUAGUUUUGUAGCAUUACGCGGUGUAGAGAGACUCUUUCUUAACUAAAUGAUAUCUUGAGAGAGGAUUGCAUCUUGAAAGGUACUAAGGAUGGUCCGCUUAAAUCAAAUAUCCCGCUGCAUUAAAGUCUUGGCUAUAACCUGGACAGUGCUACUGCUUCCUAUCAACUCACAAGGCAGCGAGAUCAGCGGAGAGAUCACCAGCUUUACCAACCUGACACAGGCUAACUCGCCAUACAUCGUCACGGAUGACAUCAUCAUCUUAAAAGACGCAACUUUACACAUCCAGCCGGGGACAACUCUCGAGUUUGCUGCUGGGGUCGGGAUAAAGGUGAAGGAAGGAGGCGUUCUCCUUGCACAAGGGUCUCCAAACGAGAGAAUAACUCUCCAAAUGAUCCAAACGAAUUAUUCAUCCAUUGACGUUAACAAAAACGAGACCAUUCCUUACAACCCUGGGAUUCGACUAGCGGAGGGCGCUGACUACCGUACAGGCAGACUAGAGGUGUUUAUCAAUGGUCAGUGGGGCACGGUUUGUGAUGACCUCUGGGAUAUGCAAGAUACGCAGGUCGCGUGUAAGCAUCUGGGAUUCCUGGGCGCAAUCAGGUACUACCGUCAUGCAUCGGGGCGCGGCCCUGUCUGGCUUGAUGAUGUGACCUGUAAGGGGAGCGAGCAGUCGCUUCUUGAAUGUUCGCAUCGCGGGAUAGGGAGUCAUAACUGUGGUCGUCGACGUGACGUUGGCAUCGAAUGCUUUACACUCCUCGCUUUCGUCGCCACGAAGAGUAUGUGGUCAGGAAUCGAUUACGCUGCCUCCACUUCCCCCAGCCCCUCCCCCCUACGGUACGUGGACAUUGCCAAGGCCUUCGCCGCCGUCAAAGGCAAGAAGACCUUACCGGACCUACAUCACGUGACUUCAAAAGAUUGCGGGAGAGGCGUUCAUUCCGAUGGCCUCGAGACACCGCUGACCAUCAAGAACUGUGUGUUCGCUGGAAGUAUGGUCAGAGGGAUUGACGUAGUUUCCGGUCACGUGAGCCUGACAAUCCGGGACACUCUUGUGGUUAACACGACAAAUGGCGGAGGCCUGGGGAUCAGGCAAGGUGCUGGAGCCGAAUGGAAGGAAUUGACUGCGGCGGAUGAAAAGUCCGGGGGAUAUCCCAUGAGGCUGAGGGCGCGUGGUCAGGGUGGCAGACGCCUUGAGGUUGUCAAGGUAUUUAACACAAGUAAAGGGUACCGCUUUACUCUGCAUUUCCAAUCACUGUCUGGAAAUGGUUUCGAUGUGACGGUCAGAGAUGGGGAUUCCGUCAAUGGUACUAUUCUCACCACCGCUUCCCAAGCCGACGCUGGCCAGGUCCCAAGGUCUGCCGUUACCACUAGCAACCGCUUAUGGGUGCAGUUUGUACACACGGGCAGUUAUAACACUGAAGUGAAGAUUUUUAUUACUCAUAACAAAGAUCCCCCGUCAUUAACCAUUACAAACUCAAAGUUUUUGGAUAAUCGAGGGACAGGUUUAUCUGUAGAGGACUUCAUCGGGCAUAUGGAUAUCACCAACACUGAAUUUAUCGGAAACCAAGGACACGGAAUGUUUGCAAAAAAAGUCGCGGGUACUAUAACAGGAGCUGGCGUAGAAUGUAUUAGCAACACAGUAGAAGGUCUCAUGAUUCAGUACUCCAGCAUUACGGGGUGUAGCUUGAGAAAUUUUAAAGGUAUUGGUAACAAGCAAAAUGGUAUCUUCGCGCAGAUCUCUUCGCUUGAUUGUAAACUACAGGACGCUUGUCUUGUUAAGAACUCUGCCGAUGGUAGCAGAGGGGACCGAGUUGCAGGCUUUGUCGAGUUCGAUAACGCCACUGUGUCAAUGAACCAAGGGUAUGGGAUAAUGCUUUAUGAUGGCCCUGCCUCUCUUAGAGUGACAAAUUCCAGACUAUCAAAAAAUAAAAUUGAUGGGUGUCACUUAGCAAACCAAGGCGGUGAAUACUCAUUCGAUAGCUGCGCGAUUAAGGAUAACGGGAGAAGUGGUAUCGUAUCCGUAGACAUUCAAGCUUACCGGAGUAACAUCGCACGCAGACAGUUCACCAUGUUCAUCCUUAACAACAGCCAGGUGGACAGCAAUCGUGAGUAUGGCGUUCGUGUAAUGCCCACUUGCGAGUUCGUAUCAUCGUCUGAGCAAAACGUUUCCAUCGCGGUACUGCAGAGCAGUAUCAGUAACAACACAAAUGGAGGGUUAACCAUCUCGCCCGACUCUUGCCGAUGGUACAUUAACUCAUACCGCCACAGGCGAGUGACAGCACAAAUCACAGGGAACGUGUUCUCCACUAAUAAAGGGUUUGCUGUGAUGUCGUCUGCGAUUGCAUUCCUUGGGCUUCAAGCGGAGAUUUGUAAUAACAGCUUUUUGAACACCACAGGGUCUGCAGUUACUGUUUACGAUCAGUCCAAGUUUGAACCAACACGGCAGGCCACACCAGUUUCGGUGAACAUCACUCGGAAUACAUUUACUCAUUCUAGAGGUGAUCGCGUCGUGUAUGUCGAUUUUGUGGGCUACCCUAACGUGCGAAUUUCGAUUAUAGCCAACAACAGCUUUGCAAGCAAUACUGGGCAUCUCAAGUUUCGGAGACUCUUUCGAAGAGCCACCAGCUAUGGCGUCGUGGUACUUGAAGUUGGAACGUUUAGAGUGCAGGGAAAUUUGUUCUCUGAUAAUUCUCACUCUAAACUAUUGGCCUCUAUGCACUACAAUCACAGGAAUGUUAUCGACGCUAGAUACAAUUGGUGGGACACCAAGGACGAGUGUUUGAUUCAGGACAGAAUCCAAGACUUUCAUACGCGCGCCCAGCUUGCCACUGCAGACUAUUUCCCUUACCUUCUAUCUGAAGAUCGAUUGGACCUAGUUACCCUUGAUAUCCCUAGAAAAAUGUGUUUUCUUCGUGGAGAUACGAUCGGAGGCGCUCUAGAUAGAGAUCUCGAGCUGCCGUCGCAAUAUGCGACGUAUAAAGUACGCGACGACCUUGUUGUGUCUCGUAAUAUUUCACUCAAGAUCUCUAGUAACACGACUCUGUUUUUUCCGCCGCGCUCGCUGUUCCUCGUACAAGGCAACGUUCAGGUCAUUGGAACGAGGGAGGAGAAAGUGCGAUUUGUGCAGGAGAGUCCAGAAGAGAAGAUUCGGCUUGUAGAUGGUGCGGGACCUUGGGAUGGACGUGUAGAGAUCUACUUUAACCGCACCUGGAUGUCUCUGUGUCUUGGCUAUCGCGGGUUCUCCACGGAAGGGACAAUCCUCUGCCAACAGCUCGGUUAUGAGAGGUUUAUCACUUACAAAAAUAUCUGGAAAAGCGGUAGAGAGAGUUAUUUUAUACAUAACUUACAGUGCGGUUCGUUGGAUGAGGAUAUUAUGGGCUGUAACAAUGACAAGUGGGGAUACGGCUCAGACUGUGGUGGUUACGUCGCUCACGUUGUCUGCCAGCGAAACUACUGGUCCGGUAUCCACAUAGCCAUGGGAAACUCCCAGAGUUCUUUGCACCAUUUGGAGAUACACGACGCUGGAUACCCUUACAGGGGUGACAUCUCGUUACCAGGCUCCGCCCUCCGUAUCGACUACGACAUUCACAACAUCAGUAAUAUCAGAAUCAAUUCCUCCGCCUCCAGGGGUGUAAAUGUGGUCCACUUGAGCCCAUUCCUUAGUAAGUCCCUGAUGCCAGAUUCCGAUAUUUCCCACACUGAGUCGUACGGUAUCUGGGCGGGGUCGCCUUACGUGCGGGUCUCAGAUGUGCGAAUCUGGGCUUCCAAGGGUCCUGGCGUAGGCUAUCACAACCCUUGGGACGUGUCCUACACACACGUACCUCACAUGGCCAGCCCUGGAGUCUACACGAUCCGGGAUAUCUGUGACAGAAAUAGAACCUUCGUUACCAAGGAUACCGUUACGUACAUGACUUCAUCUUAUGGUGGGAACCCUGGUUUGAGCUGUGAUCACGUGUUUGUUUCCGACAAGGGAUUCAAGAUCGCUGUACAGGUGGUUUAUUUGAGUUUUGAUACCAGGUAUAGCUCCCUCCGUAUGUAUGAUGGCGAUGAUGGUAGCAGCUCUAUGAUCUGGAACCUUAACCCUGCCUCGUGGGCCAGUAGGCAGACGUUUAAUUCGACCUCCGAAAGAAUGCUGUUUCGUCUGUACAAGAGGAAUGGAUACGCACUUUCCUUUCAUUUGCUCGUGUUUUCAGUCGCAGCAGAUGACGUCCAGCCAAUAACAAGCACCGUUGAGAUAACCAAUUCGAUCUUUGACUCAAACAACAACCCCGGCGGUAUCUCGAUAGUGGGGUCCAACCACCUUGAGGACCUUCUCAUCCGUAACUGCUCCAUCAGCAGAUCAUUAGGCGCGGGAUUAUCCAUCAAUCUGGGCCACCUCACACGCGGUGUUGUGUCAUCUUGUGUCCUUGAUAACAAUAACCAGGGCAUCUCCUUGAAUAAAUUUGCCGGAUCAAUAGAAAUCGUCAACUCCACCGUGAAUGGAUCUAGGGCUAAUGGUAUUUGGAUCGAGACGGGUGACCGUAAGUUUGUAAGAAUUUUGAAUUCCAGCAUCACGAAAAGUGGUGAGCGAGCCGUGAAACUAGACGGUAGUAAUCGAUAUAUGCGGGUAGAUCUAUCGGCGCAGAAUAGUGUCUUUGCGUACAACAAGCUUGGUUGCCUUUACUCGUUCGUUAGCUACUAUCAUAGCUCGUAUUCGGCAAGGGUUGAGUUCGCUUCGUGCCAAAUUAUACAAAACCGCCACGUCACUAUAGACAUUGCACAGGGUUUUCCAGGAACCGAGUGGUUGUUCACUGGAAAUACAUUUUUGGGAAAUGCAGGUACAGCGGUUAUUCGGUCUGGUUCAGGAUCUUCAGGCUCUGGGCCUCUCUUGUUGAAGAGCAACAAGUUUUUCAGGAAUAAAUGCAAUCCUAAUGCAGUUAUAGAUAUUCUGAAGAAAGCAACAAAACUGGUUGUAUCAGAAAAUAUGUUUGCUUACAACGAUGGAGGGAUUGUGUUUUUAAGAGAAACAGCUGCUAACGGACCUGUUUAUAUUAGUAACAAUGUCUUCACCGACAACACAUGCUAUGAACUGGCUGUUAUAACAGCGCGAAGGCUGGAAGAUGUCACUUCAAUCACGGAAAACACCUUCCAACUAAAUACCGGACGUAAUGUCCUGAUGCUCCAGUCAGUCCACACUCUGCCACAACCCACCAAGAAUUUGACCCUUGUCGAUAAUACUCUUUCCAAUAACAACUAUACCAGUUGGAUGAUGAGCGGAAGUGGUUCUUGUGCUGUUACCCUUAGUGGAAUGUUGCAGCAUAAGACAACGCGGUUCUGGCACAACAGAUUCGUCAACCCCGACUUUGAUCAAGAGUUCUGCAUAUCGGUACCUGCGCGUUCUCAGAGGAAUCGACUCGAUGUUAGUCACAACUGGUGGGGCUCGCGCACAGCACAAGACGUCGCCGAUAGAGUUCUCGAUUUUGAUGACAACUUUGACUUAUUCUCGUUGGACUUUAGACCGUUUUUGCUAAGUGCGAAUGACUUUGAUAGAGUAUCCGCUGGUCAGAGUACAAGUGGGCUUCAGGGUGCAAAGUUAAUGGGACGACUCUACGAGUCUACGACAUUAACAGAGGAAGCAAGCCCUUAUGAAAUAACUUCUGAUGUCACUAUCCUACCAAACGUGACGUUAACCAUUGAACCAAAUGUUGAAUUGAAGUUCAAAGCAGGGACAAGCUUACUUGUGCUCGGCACGCUGAAUGCUAAAGGAACUUUUAACAAAAAUAUCAAAUUCACUCUCCUGCGACCGAGCGGGAAAGAGACCCUAAGGUUGCGUGAUGGUACUUACCCAUGGGAAGGUACCUUGGAAAUUUUACAAGAAAACAACUGGUACCCCGUUUGCUGGUCAGACCAGUGGACUAUUAGGGACACCCAUGUUGUUUGCAAGCAGCUGGGAUACGUCUCGGAGUCCAAGAAAUAUUCCUGGUCAAAGGCUCACCUCGAGCGAAUGGAUUCCUUGCCAUACCAGCUGACUUGUAGUGGUAACGAGUCUUCUUAUGACGAAUGCGAGCAGACCGCGCUACUGAAUGCCUCUUGCGUCGCCAAAACGUACGUACAGAUAACAUGCGAGGCGAGACCAUGGGGAAACAUCCGGUUUGUCGCCCACAAUGAAAGCUGGGAUAUCCAGCAGCAGUCUGUGUUGGAGCAUGCGCGGUUUACCUAUUGUGGCAAGCAUGCACGACAGGACGUUGCGUGCAUUGAGAUGGUACAGACUUCUCCCGUGUUAAACAAUAUCGAAAUUCUUAAUAGUACGGGUGACGGAGUGAAAUCUCUACCCAACUCAGACACCCACAUCUUUGACAGCAAGCUGGCAAACCUUGGUGGUGAUGGACUUGUGUUUGUACAAACAGAAAAAGACGUUAAGCUGGAAAACUUAAAAGUGACGAAAGUGGCUAAGGGCGUUGUGUUCUAUGAACCCAACGAAGUCGUCAUGUCGGGAGUCCACUAUGGGAAGCUAUCUAUCUGCGAUGCUGUCGCUUCAUUGCUUAUAACUGGCCCAACCCUCAUAUACUUUGAUCUUCCUGGACUCAUAUCUGCAUCGUCGCCUCUUAGUUGCUCCAAGCUCAUCAGGGUAGAGCCCGGUAAAGGCGUCAGAAUUCGUCUCUUGUAUCACUCCGUGACGUCGCAUGUGGUACGUUUGUACUCGGAUGUCGGUGGACCUGUGUUGGUGGACAGGUCAGGUGACGAUGUACGGUCGCUGGUCCAUAAAGACAUCUUUGUUGUGAAGGACAAGGCUCUUCUCUGGUGGUCUGGAAACGUCAAUAGCAAGGUCAUGUUUGAAGUGGAUUCGUUUGACUUGGAUUCCAAAUACAACCCGUGCACGUUUGACACAGGCAUGUGCGGAUGGCAGACGUUUGACAAUCUUACUAUUAACGGGGUCAACAUGACCAUGAAAUGGCGGGUAACGGAUGAUUGGCACACGUACCAAGCGGGGUCAGACCACUCCUACUAUCACAACCAAGGUAACCUUCUCUACGUGGGGAACACCCGCUGGCCUUCUCUCACCGGCCGCUCGGCUCUCGUGAGCAGGACUGUAUCGCGAGGCUCCAACAUUUGUUCGCUGGUGUUCUACUACAGGCUCGGCCGAGAUGGGAGGUCCGCGCUUGAGCUGUUUCGCCGCAAGGGGUAUUCCGUGUUCUCCGGGUCAACGGAAUUCACGCCGCUAUGGAAACCUCCUCAUCCCAAAGUCCUAGAUUGGACUAAAGUGAUCCUAGAUCUACAAGACCUCGAUGACGACUAUGUGCUGGUCUUCGUCGGCUCGUACAACAAGACCAGUAACUACCACUACAGAAACUUCGUCACGCUGGACGACAUACACUUUGUAGGCUGUGAUCGAGAAACACGUCACGAGUUGUUAAACUCCGAACUGACCAAUCACCGUGAGCAUGGCAUCUUGUACGAGUCGACCACCUCCGUCACGCGGCGCGCCUCAAUUCAUCGCUGUACGAUAAUAGGCAAUGGCGAGUCGGACACGCAGGAAGCAUCAGGAGGCGUGGCGGGCGAUACUGUCGACAUGACGGUAUCCCUGACAAAUAAUUACAUAACCGGGAACCCCGGCGGAGGCGUGCACCUCAAGAUUAAAACUAGCGAAGGAAAGAGGAAGACUGGAAGCCUCAUUUACGGGAAUACGCUCUUGGAAAAUGAAAAAGAAGCCGUUUUCUUAGAAUCUUCCAACUUGGAGUCAUUAGGUAACGUUGGUCUAAGAGAUAAUGUUUUUGGAAGCAAUGCUGGUACUGGAUUUCAGAAUGCUCAACACAGUACUCUUAAAAUCCUGAACGUUGCAACAAGCAUCCACGGAAAUCUCUUCUACAAUAACUCUGGGCUGUUUACCAUGGAGUACACCUUUUCCGACAAGAAAGUCCGACAAAAAUGCGAGAACAACCAUUUUUUCCUGAAUUACGGCACGGCUAAUGAUUACGGCGCGACUAUCCGCACUAAUGGACCUUUGGAAUACCAUGGCAACAGCCUCAAGAACCCUUAUAACCUUUACGAACUCGACACCACCUUGUCCGCCGUCAGCGACCCGGUCAACGCAACGAGGAACUGGUUCGGGUUCGGACUCAAGCCUACUGUGGAGUCCCGGAUCAGAGACAACGAAGACGAUUAUAGAUUACCCUUGGUGCUUUUCGAGCCCUUCAACAGGAUACAACCUCGGAAUCGGUUUUCAUUCGGUUGUCCCGCUGACUGGAUGAACGCAGGCGCCACGUGUUUUGUGUAUCGGCCUGGUGCGAGGACGUACCAUCAAGCGGACCAUUACUGCAAGUAUUACGGCGGUCACUUGUUGUCACUGGAAUCAUCUGGUGACAGGCUACUACUCGCAUCACUCAUGUCCAACAAGCGACCGGACGGCAAACCUCCUGUGCCUGUAUGGGUCUUGAACGAGACCGAUACCCCUUCAGGCCACGCCUUGCGACUUUUCACCCCUGAUGGCCGUGUCAAAAGUGUGUCCAAUCAAAGCCUUUACCCGUUUGGGUGCAGUCGAAGUGCAGUUGUGCGCUGCCCUAAUGGAUGCUUCCACAAUGGCGACUGUAUCGGCUCCACGUGCUUCUGCUACCGCGGCUGGACAGGGCAUGACUGCUCCCAGUUCCAUUGUCGGGACGUCCACGAGUGUUCCGGGUUUGGCACGUGCGUCGGGCCCAACGUCUGCAAGUGCAUGACGGGAUUUCUGGGUCGCGGCUGUACGUACUCGUACUGCGGUAAAUACACCCGUUGUAACACAUGUAACCAAGACCCCAACUGCGGAUGGUGCGACUCCGCGCAGCAAUGCAUGCCGGGUAACCAGACCAGGCCUCAUCAAGAGCCGUGUCCCGACUGGUUCUACCACAACUGCUACACAGUCGGCAGCGAGAACCACUGCUCCCGGAAGAUUCAGCACGUGGACUGCACGAGAAAGCAAUGUAACUUUACACGUCCUGAUACCAACAAAGAAUCCUGCCAAACUUGCAACGACCUGGAGAUGUGCUACAACCGUGAGGAGGAAGGCAAGUGCCGCUCAUGGAACACCACACGAUGCCCUGACGGCUUCGUCAAAGUGGACUACUCAAACACCAGUAGAAUCAACAAUACGGUGUUGCAUGGCAACGUCAUCGUGAUUGACGCGAACGCCACCACAUUAUACAACUGUCCAGUACUGCUCCCUGGACAAGACGAGGCCACACCCAUCAUCAUAGCACCACGUGACCUCGGGGUAAAGGCUGGUCAAAUUAUCGCCAGUAAGCAAGCCGGGGGGAUAAUGCACAAAGUUAAUCAGACGGAUGAUAUAGGUCCGUAUAUGGUAAUGCUCACUUCUCGCGCCAAAAUCGAAGAAGUAGUUCAGUACGCCGACUUUUCGGAAAAGGUAAUUCCUGAGCCAAUCAUGGACGAAGUAACAGAGGACGAGUCUCCGGACAUGAAGGACCUCAGCGGACUAAUGACCGGACGCGUCACGCUCAACGGGAAUGUCACGCUUCAGAAAAUAUCUACGGAUGUUAAUGUUUUUAAAUGCGUUGGUCACAUGUACGAGAUUGGCGUGGAUACCUAUAGCAAGUCAUACUACUUGGUUAUGGACCGGGCCAGCGCGGUAGAAACCGAACCAGGUGACGUAGUAAUCGCACCCGAGAGUCACGGCUUCCUGGAGCGUGUCACGCACCUUAACCAAACUGAGCAUGCGCUGUUUAUUCAAACUACACUGGAACGAUGUAGUCAAGAUACCACAUGGAGCAGAAGGUUCAAGCCUCGGCGACCAGCAAAUGAUGAAGAUAUCAUCUGCACAGGAGGUGACAACAACCCUGGACUAGUCAUAACUGAUCUGAAUAGUGAGCUGAAAGAUAUCUCCAUCAAUGAUACAAUCGCAGGCAGGCGGAGCAAACCCGUGUUAGCCAAAGUCAUCUCCUCGCACACUAAUAGGGAUUACGUGCUCGUGGAGGUCCUUCCCGUGUUGACGAUAGUAAAUGGAUCCGCCGUGACCGAGGCUGAACUGCAUCAGCUGCAUCCUUCUCGUCGUCGCACUCGAAGGGACGUUGACAAAGAGAUGUUCACCUUCCGCAAGAGCCAUGAAAAUAGCAUCAAGAUACCGUUCUACAAAGGCUACGUCAGCAUCACGCAGACGGUGACUGUCUCCGCCACGUUUUACGUCACGAUGGGCGUGUUCACUGAAAAAGAUCACAAUGGCGACCUCAAGGUGACAGACGCGGUGUUCGGACUAGAGAUGCAUGGCCAGCUGAUCUCAAAGGUGGAUCUCCACCUAGGGGUAGAGGCCAGCGCAAACCUGUAUAAGAGCGAAAUCCCGGUCAUCCGGCAUCGACAGAUUGGUGGUGACAUCUACAUCUGUAUUCCUGGUGUCUGCAUUCCGUCUGCAUUCUUCUUUGAUGUUGAAGCAAGAGAAGAAGUCAAAGUCACCGGCAAAGCGUACUUAUCCUUCACUAUGACAAGUACCGCCAAUCUAGCAAUAGGCGGCAUCUGCUCAUUGUCCUCCGGAUGUAACAAGGUCAAAAAUGGGUGGUCCCUGCAUAGGAGUCGUGACCUGAAAAAGCUGAAAGUCGAGGCGGAAGCCACGUGGGAUAACGUACUUGUUCCCAGGGUUACUUACAGAUUCCCUGUCGUCCCGAGUUUGAUAAGGAACUUUUUCAACCGCUUUAGCAAUUUGUGGAAGAAGAUUUUUAAAAAGUUUCCCGGCAAUUCUGGCGGUUCUAUCUCUGGCGCCAUUUCAAUCCUCAGGCUCACGCUUGAGUUACCGUUCGGCCUCAAGAUGGUGUUCAAGCCUUGCUCUGACAAUUGUGCGAAAGAGCAGUACGCUAAGACUGAGUUGUCCGUUAGCUAUGGGCUCUCGGAGAUCGUGGGUCAACUUUGGGCCGGAUUUGGAACCAUGCAGAGAGAGCUACUAGCAUGCAAAGGCAAACUGAGUCCUGCCCUGGUUAAAAACAUUUGUCUCCGAUGUGGAUGGGAUCCUGCCUGUAACUGCCCAACGACACCUGCGACAACAACGGCAACAACACCAACUGAUACGACAACAGCCCUGAGCACAACAGAGCUCUCCACUACACUAACUGAUAGCACUACUUCCUUUACCGGAAGUACAACGCCUUUCACCGAGAGUACCACACCUUUUACCGGAAGUACGACGCCUUUUACCGGAAGUACGACGCCUUUCACCGGAAGUAUAACACCUUUCACCGGAAGUGUGACACCUAAUACUGACGAAACUCCGCCAACUGGAAUAACGACUCAGUUCACCGGAAGUACAACUCCGUUUACCGGAAGUACAACGCCGUUUACCGGAAGUACUACGCCGUUUACCGGAAGUACAACUCCACCGCCGACGACACGUCCGCCGUGUGAGUGUAAAGACGGAGAGACUGGUGUUCUUGCAGAAGAUGGGAAAUGCGAUUGUCCCCCGAAGUGCGACGAUGGCAGAAAGCCGAAGUUUGUAAAUAACAGGUGGAAGUGCCCCCCUCCCGAAUGCGGGGAGCAUCCGGCUUGCGUGACAGGGCGUAAAGGGGAGGGAUGCUCACAACCUGAUGUCACGCCAUGUGAUAGCUCCUGCUCAGGUAAUGGUAUCCCAGUGGUCUUGGGGGACUGUGGCUCAAGGUGUGUAUGUAUGGCCCGAUGGACCGGACAGUGUUGUGAGACGCGCCUUCCGGACGAGAUGUUCGGCGAUCCUCAUUUGCAGACUUUGGACGGUGUAGCUUAUGACUAUUUCGGUAUUGGCGAGUUCUGGGGCUGUCGUAAUCUACCCGGCGACUUUGGCUACCAGUUCCGUUUCUUCGCGUAUGAGCGAGCUUCACUUAUCGGAGGUAUCGCCAUCAAAGCCGGCAAAAGUGUGAUGACCGUGAUGACGAUAGUGACGGGCCGUGUUGAAGACAUGCCAAGGCUGAGGAUCAACGGUGCGUUAAUAAACCUGACGGUGGAUACAUAUCCUGGGCGACCACUCAAGAUUGAGAAUGGAUCUGUCUUACUGGAUGUACAGAAGCCCUUCAGCUCGCCUGAGAACGAGGGUGCCGUCUUGCUAUUGUCCCUGCAGUUUAUCACCGGCGUGUCCCUGACAAUCGAUGUACGCCACAGCCCAACCAUGGGAAGACAGUACUUGAACGUGCUGUUCACGCCAACAGCAGCUUUCUAUGGUAACACUGGAGGCCUUUGCGGCGAUAUGGAUAACAACCCAGCUAACGACUUCACUGGACCAACAGGAGAGCGUUUCACGGACGCCGUGCAGUUUGCAGAGUCGUGGCAAAUCAAAGAGAGAUCUACCAAUGACUCCAGUCUUUAUGGAUCGUGGUCGUGGUCGUCUUCUAACUUCCAUCCUGACGAUAAGAUGGAUAGAGCGUACACAGACCCAUUCCACAGGCCCCGGUACGGUUUGGAGGGCAUACCGCAAGUUCUUAUACAGAAAGCAAACACGAUUUGCGCAAAGAGAGACCUAACGGAAGAUUUACUUAAAAGUUGCAUUUACGAUGUCGCAAUCACUAACGAUACUUCAAUGGCAAGUCAAGAGAUCCUAAAAACUGGUUGCCCGGAUCAGUGUUCAGGGAAAGGGCGAUGUGUGAAUGGUACGUGUCAGUGUUUGGGUGGAUGGACAGGUGAAAAUUGUAAAACAGGCUUGUGUUCGAAUUGUUCUGAGCAUGGCUCAUGCAUUAAAGGAUUCUGCUAUUGUGACGUUGGAUGGGAGGGCGAAAGAUGUGAACAUCAAGCGACAUGUUACAAUGUGAACAACUGUACAAGUCCCGAACAUGGCGUUUGUCAGCGAACAGACCAGUGUCUUUGUCAAGAUGGAUAUAUAGGCGUAGAUUGUAGUAUUGUGCCCACGUGUGGUAAUGUCUCCCAUUGCUCUGGUCGAGGCGUCUGUGUGAACUAUGAUGUCUGCAAGUGUCACAAGGACUGGACCGGCCUGGAUUGCUCCCAGAACUCUUGUGCUGACCUCGACUACUGUUCCGGUAGGGGUAGCUGUGUUAAUGCCUACCGUUGUGAGUGUAACUCCGGGUGGACUGGAAUCAGUUGCGCAGUACCUGACUGCGCAGCUGUCAGUCAAUGCUCGUCCCAUGGAGACUGCGUAGCCAGUAAUACGUGUCGGUGUCAUCCGGGUUACCAGGGGAGUCGCUGUAGUGAGGUUGCGGACUGUUCUUCUUUUGGAAACUGCAGCUUUCACGGCGAAUGUGUGAUCGAUAGGGGAGGAAAUGCUACGUGCAGGUGUUACACUGGUUUCAGCGGUUCCGAGUGUCAGCUUGCGAGCUGCAUUAAAGUCAAGAACUGCUCGAACCGCGGCGAGUGCUUCGAGUCGGGUUUCUGUAAGUGUGAUGUUGGAUAUACAGGACCCGACUGCUCAAACAAUUCAUGUGAAGCAAUCAACUACUGUUCAGGUCAUGGUGAAUGUAUUGCAUACGAUGUGUGUCGCUGUGAGCCAAAGUGGUACGGUGCUGCGUGUAAUAUCCCAGACUGCACCGCGGUACAAGAAUGUUCCAAACGAGGCUACUGCAUGGCGCCAGACACGUGUGAGUGCUACCCUGGAUGGGAUGGCCCCUCCUGUAACAAAAAAGCCACACCCAAUCUGCACCCGCCAGUAUUCCAAUCCACAUACUACAACGUGUCUGUGGUGGAGAACUCCCCUCCUGGUUCGUCAGUACUGCGUGUCAAUGCCACCGACGAGGACUCGGGAAGAAACGGUGAAGUCCGAUACUUUCUAGCGACAAACGAGGCAGAUAUGCCAUUUACAGUCGAUGGUCUUUCGGGAGAAAUCGUUACUUCUUCGGUGCUCGACUACGAAGCCAUCCCGAGGAAGCAUUUGUAUACGUUUGACGUGACAGCAUCAGAUAACGGCCGACCGAUGAAGUUCGCAUCGACGAGGGUUUAUGUCAAUUUACUCGACGUGAACGAUAACUGUCCCGUUUUCGAUCCUUCUAUCCGAACCACUUACAAUUUGUCGGUGCACACCGCGCCUGGAACACAGCUUGAUGUGAUUACUACAACCGAUAAGGAUGCUGGGUAUAACAGCAUUGUCAUUUACAGUGUGUCGGCCAAUGGUGUAAUUGCAGUUGAUGCAGUGACAGGUAGCUUGUCGUUGAUUGGGCAAUUGCUUGCAACGGACUAUCACGUGACUGUAAUGGCACGUGAUCAGGGUACACCUCCAUGCACUAGUGUGCUGAAGCUGACAGUCACUGGAACCCAGUCCCCUGUGCCGUCAACAGACCCAGGCACCACCGUGAUGAGCACACGACGUGGCAAAAUGACUCCCGAUGCCCCCGUCCUGUCCACCCGUGCCAGCUUCUUGACCACACCCUUGGGUAUAAUCACUGUGUCGCUGGGCGCGCUGGUGCUGCUGGCGGUGAUGGCUGCGGUGUUGAUCAAGAUCAGGCUCAAUCGACACCCGAGCAAGGUGGCUGAUUCAAGAGGCGGGAGCCCACUAGUUCAUGGGUCGCGACUUAAAAUUCUCAGCGGAAGCCAGUGCAGGGUUUACCCUGAAGAACAGCUUGGCCAAGAAGAUCAAGCUUGGUUAAAACCAGAAGCAAUGGAGCUUCAUAGACUGAACGCACAGAAGAUAGAUUUCUAGAUCUCCACAAGCCAGCCUUUCUAGCUAGGAGAACUAGGGGAGUAUACAUAACAGGUUGGCAAAUAUAUAAAUGGUGACUUGACUUUGCAUAAUGGUCGCCUCUUAUAUGUACUGUCAACGGUAAUAUGUUGCUGAACUAAAGAAGAAGUAGAGAGGACAAGGCUUAUACAGUAUUUGUCUCCUUUUUAAGGAACUAAAGUAUGUAUAAUUCAUUUCCGUAUCCAUUCAGACCUCUUUCCACGCGUAAUUAUGAAAAUAAAUAAAAAAAACGCCAUCUACAA
This is a messenger RNA of Nematostella vectensis (starlet sea anemone), 14903 nucleotides long. RefSeq lists its product as uncharacterized. Gene Ontology annotation, cellular component: plasma membrane. Gene Ontology annotation, molecular function: calcium ion binding. Gene Ontology annotation, biological process: homophilic cell-cell adhesion. The transcript is spliced from 42 exons. The record is from RefSeq and is a predicted model, not a curated record. Bases 160 to 14622 code for a protein of 4820 amino acids. Lineage: Eukaryota; Metazoa; Cnidaria; Anthozoa; Actiniaria; Edwardsiidae.